CAAAAUAUUAGGAGUCAAAUGAAAAACUCAGGUCGCACUACAGAAUAAUGAAUACUGGGGACGGAAGCAAAGAACCGAACAGACGAGGCCGAGUUUAGGGUUUCGAAAGAUAUCGCGCUGCCACUGAUCUGGUCCUGAGCUCGAUAGGAUGGCGCUUCAAUACCUCGAAUCGCAGCGCAACGCGCAGCCGGAGCUCGCCGACUGGUACAGCGCCUUGGCAGAUUUGUACCAGCGUAAGCUGUGGCACCAACUCACCGCCAAGCUCGAGCAGUUCGUUGCCUUGGCGGUAGUUCAGGCUGGUGAUGCUCUUAUACAGCUGUAUCAUAACUUCAUUACAGACUUUGAGACCAAAAUCAAUCUAUUGAAGCUCGCUCAUUUUGCUGUGGUGGUUUCGCGUCAAUAUUCAGAGAAGGAUGCUGCAAUUAUCUACCUUGAGGGAAUAAUUGAAAAAUUGCAUGCUACUCGAGAGUUGAGGAUUGAGGAGCCAAUCCUAUAUGUUAAAAUGCAAAUUGCUGCAUUAAAUCUGGAAAAAGGGGAUCAAAAGGAGUGCAAAAAACUCAUAGAUGAGGGAAAGAGCACAUUGGACAGCAUGACUGAUGUUGAUCCUUCUGUUCAUGCUAGCUACUAUUGGGUAUCUUCACAGUAUCAUAAAUCGCGAAAAGAAUUUGCAGAAUUCUACAAGAGCGCUCUUCUUUAUUUAGCAUACACUUCAGUAGAGUCUCUUUCAGCAUCAUUCAAGCUGGACUUGGCGUCUGAUCUUUCUCUUUCAGCUUUGCUGGGGGAUAACAUAUACAACUUUGGUGAAUUGCUUGCUCAUCCUAUUAUCAAUAGCCUCAUUGGGACAAAAGUGGAGUGGCUCUAUCAUAUUCUUCAAGCUUUUAACUCAGGAAAUCUGAUUAGAUAUCAAGAACUAUGUCAGAUCCAUAACACUGCAUUGAGUGCUCAACCUGCAUUGGUAGAGAACGAGAGGAAGCUACUUGAAAAAAUCAACAUUCUGUGUUUGAUGGAAAUUAUAUUUAGUCGUCCAUCUGAGGAACGGACUAUUCCUUUAAGUAUCAUCGCUGAGAAAACUAAACUUUCCAUUGAAGAUGUGGAGUAUCUCCUCAUGAAAGCCCUUUCCGUUCAUCUCAUUGAAGGCAUAGUAGAUCAAGUCGAUGGAACAGUUUACAUUUCAUGGGUGCAACCUAGAGUCCUAGGGAUUCCGCAGAUCAAAUCAUUGCACAGUCGUUUGAAUUCGUGGGCAGGGAAGGUGCGAAUGGCCUUAUCGACUGUUGAAGCCGAGACACCUGAUCUGAUCGGCCAUGACACAGCCUAAUACAUUGGCGAUUCUUGCUGCAUCCCCCUGCCAUGAGGUGCUUCAGCCAGGAGGUAAGAUCUCAGUUUAAAACCUAACUUCCUAAAGAUCGAGUUUGUAUUUUGCAAAAACAAAAACGAAAAGAGAGUUUUAAAUUAAUUAAUUUUGAUGUUUUGUUCUCCUUUUAUCUCUCUCGCAGGGUUGUGAUUGUUAGAAUUGAGGUUAUGGAACAAUUUGUCCCUGACUAUAAUCUUUUAAAUAUUUGUUUUUUCCCA
Messenger RNA from Zingiber officinale, 1569 nucleotides. Its product is annotated as 26S proteasome non-ATPase regulatory subunit 13 homolog B-like. The transcript has 6 exons. The coding region runs from base 149 to 1315 and encodes 388 amino acids. The record is from RefSeq and is a predicted model, not a curated record. Lineage: Eukaryota; Viridiplantae; Streptophyta; Magnoliopsida; Zingiberales; Zingiberaceae. Gene Ontology annotation, molecular function: structural molecule activity. Gene Ontology annotation, cellular component: proteasome regulatory particle, lid subcomplex; cytosol; nucleus. Gene Ontology annotation, biological process: ubiquitin-dependent protein catabolic process.